This is a messenger RNA of Carassius gibelio (silver crucian carp), 6971 nucleotides long. Its product is annotated as zinc finger protein 239. The transcript is spliced from 3 exons. The record is from RefSeq and is a predicted model, not a curated record. The coding region runs from base 241 to 1428 and encodes 395 amino acids. NCBI's taxonomy places the organism in Eukaryota, Metazoa, Chordata, Actinopteri, Cypriniformes, Cyprinidae. Gene Ontology annotation, biological process: regulation of transcription by RNA polymerase II. Gene Ontology annotation, molecular function: RNA polymerase II cis-regulatory region sequence-specific DNA binding; DNA-binding transcription factor activity.
GUUUUUAGCAUUGACAGCGUUUAAAUGGAUACAGAGCGUUCAGUCUUAUUGUUUUUACAAGCUCUGUAAAAUGAAUUACAUUUGAUUGAAUGUAAUGUUUUAGUGCUUUAUCUAGCGAUAAAGCACAUAUAUUUUUUCUGAGUAAAGCGCAUCCACACAUGAGUAACAAAAGGACAGUGUCCAAACACCCCCAAACUCCCGCUGAAGCAACUGAGAUCCACGUGACGCACCAUUAUAAAGAUGGAGUUUAUUAAGGAUGAGACUGAAGAGGAAAGGCUUGUAGAAGUAUUCCGCGUGAAACAAGAAGAUACUGAGGAACAAAUUAAGAUUGUGUUUAUUAAAGAGGAGAGCGAAGACACGAGUUAUGAAGAAGCUUUCGGAGUCCAACAUGAAGAUAUUGAGACACAAACAGAGAUGGUGUUUAUUAAAGAGGAGAGCGACGACAUGAGUGAUGAAGAAACAUUCAGAGUCCAACAUGAAGAUACUGAGACACAAACAGAACUGAAUCAGCUAAAAGAGAUGAGUCACGAACUGAAGGAAAUGGAGGAGAAUAAUCCACGUGAGAAAGAUUAUUUAAUAACUGAAGAAAUAAGUUGCUCAUAUACAAAAAAUAAUUCCCAAAAAAGAGCUCGGAAGGCAGAAGCUAAAAGUCAUUUUAGCUGCCAACUGUGUGGAAAAAGUUUUGCUCGAAAAACAAACCUUAAAGUCCACAUAAAAAGACAUACUGGAGAAAAGCCUUUUGCAUGCAAAGAGUGUGAGAAAAGUUUCACACACAAAGCAAGCCUUAACGUUCACAUGAGGAAUCACACUGGGGAAAAGCCUUACACCUGUCAGCAGUGUGGAGAAAGUUUUAAACGUAAAGGAAACCUUAAUUGCCACAUGAAAAUUCAUUCUGGUGAGAGCCCUGACAACUGCCAACAGCAUGGAAAGAGCUUUGAUCAACAAGGAAAGCUUAAAGUAAACAUGACAUUGCACACUGUAGAAAAGCAUUUCAUUUGCCAACAGUGUGGAAAGAGUUUUGACCAACAAGGAAACCUUAAAGUUCACAUGAGAGUUCACACUGGAGAAAAGCCUUAUACCUGCCAACAGUGUGGAAAAAGUUUUACUCAAAAAGGAACAUAUAAUGUUCACAUGAGAAUUCACACUGGAAAGAGCUCUUUCGCCUGCGGUCUGUGUGGGAGGAACUUCACACGAAAGAACAAUGUUAAGACUCACAUGAGAAUUCACACUGGAGAGAAACCUUACACUUGUAAACAGUGUGGAAAGAGUUUUACACAUAAAGGACACAUUAAUACCCACAUGAGAGUCCACACUACAGAGAAGCCAUUUUCAUGCGAUCAGUGUGGAAAGAGUUUCAAAUGUAAAAUACACCUUAAUAAUCACAUGGGGAUUCACACUAGAGAGGACUUUUAUAUGCCAUUAUUGUGAAAGGAGUUUCACACAAAAAAAAAAAAACAUCUUAAGAAUCAUGUAAAAAUUCUCAUAGCAGAGAAUGUGCCAUCAUUGUGGACAGUUACACAAACAUUGGAAAACUUAUGGAUAGGUAAUUCACACACGCACACGUGUUAAAUUUCUCUCGAUAAUUAAUUUAAAUGCUAUAAUCCAAAAAAAAGUGAUCUUACCACACUACUUCAUCUCUGUGUUUCAUAUAAAGCAAGAAGAAUGAUACAUCUAAUAAGCCACAAAUUACAAAAAAUAUUUUUACACUUCUGGUCAUAUAUUGUAUUGCAAACAUGAACAGCUUGAAGUUCUUAAUGCUUUGCGUUCAGGUGGUUCUUUGUCUCUACAUUGUGCAUUAAAGUUAUUUAAUGCACAACUAGCCAUGGGAUAUCCUUUACAAAAAACAUGGCAUUUUAUCAUUCAUUCCUAAUGCAGGUUCAAGGGUUCACAUACUCCGCCAGCUUCGCCAGGCAAAAGAGGAUGCUUACAGUAGUGAGGUUAAAGCCUUGUACAAACAAACAAAAGCACGCUGACAAAAGACAUCAGAGUGGCGAAGUUACUUGAAAAGCUGAAAAAACUGUUUUCUAUCCAUGAGCCUGCAUCAGUUUGGAAUUCCUUCAAAACUAUUACCAGCUACAAGAUGCCAUCCCCCAGCACUGAGGUGAAUCAACAACUGGCUGAAGACCUGAAUGAGUUCUACUGCGGGUUUGAAUAGCCUGGUCUCACAUCUCUCACCUGCUCUGACUGUCUCUCCACACAACCUUUAAACAUACCCCGUUCCUCCCACCUACUGCUUCCUAGCCUGCACUCAAGAUCUGUGAGGAAGAUGUCUGUAGAGACUUCAGAAAAAGUAGAAAAAAGUAAAGCCUAAAGCCCAGACAGUGUCUCACCAGCCUGUCUCAAAGCCUGUGUGAUACAUCUUCAGAUCACUGGAGCUGUAUGAAGUCCCCUCCUGCUUCAAGUGCUCUAACAUCAUCCCUAUAAUAAAGAAACCAAAAAAUCCCAGGGCUAAAUGACUAUAGACUUAUUGCCCUUAAAUCUGUGGUCAUGAAGACAUUUUAAGUCAUUUGGUUUUUGGCCCACUUUAAGGACAUUACUGAACCUUUGCUAAACCCUAUUCAAUUAGCUUAUCAAGCAAACAGGUGCAUGGAUAAACUUCCUGAAACACGCAACUGAACACACACACAACUGUGGAGAUGAUCGCAGACUUUAGGAUAAACCUCCCUGCACUCCCUCUACUCACCAUUAUAUACAGCACGGUGUCAUUCGGUUUCCUGGGCAUGACCAUCUCUCAGGACCUGAAAUGGGAAACUCACAAAGUUUUCUUGCCACCAAGAGUUAAAGACUGUUAAACUUUUGGUAAAACAGCACUCAUCACUGUCACUUUUUAGUUAUCUGAACAAUCACAGUGAAGGAGGGGCGGGACUAGGGCUGCAUGAUAAAUCACAUGCAAUUGUCAUGCGCAUCUUGUCAGUAAAGCUGGUUCUGUGAUUAGUAGUUAAUCUCCAUCUCUCCAUUAAGUGUGCUCCGAUGGAAUGGACUUUAAUACACAGAGCCGUAGUUUGCUGACCAGCUAUGCAAUAUCGAGUUCAUAAUCGCAGGUUAAAAAAUAAUGCUUGGAGAAACAUUUCAUUAGGGAUUCGUCGGUCAUACUGCUUCAGCAUAUAUUCCAUAUCAGAUCAACCACAACGUUUAAUUUUUUUUAAAAACGCGGCACUGUCAAGUUCUCACAGCUUGGUGUUUUCAGCUGGCUUUGGUGGACACACGGCCUUAUUGUUACUUGCCGCUACACAUAUAGCCUGUUACAUUAACAUUUAAUCAGUAAGCAGAUGCUUAAAUCCAAAACGACUUUCAAAUGAGAACAAUAGAAGCAAUCCGAUCAAUGAUAGAACAAUAGUAUACAAGUGCCAUGACAAGUUUCAGUUAAUCUAGCGCAGUAGACAGUGUUUUAUAUAUAUAUAUAUAUAGAAUAGAAUAGAAAAGAAAAGGUAUGUGCUAGUAUUAGUUGGUCAUGUGCUGGCAAAAAAGAUUUUUUUUUGAAAAUGACUGAAGACUCGAAUUGAGAUUGGGAGGUCAUUCCACCUGCUGGUUACAGUCCAGGAAAAGGUCUAUGAGAGGGAUUUUGAAUCUCUUUGGGAUGGUUCUGUUCACUUGCAGAACGCAAGCUUCUGGAGGGCGCAUAAAUUUGAACUAGUGAGUUUAGGUAUAUUGGUGCAAUGUCAGUGGUCGUCUUGUAGGCAAGCAUUAGUACCUUGAAUUUCAUGCACUUGUCUAUGGGUAGCCAGUGUAACCUCUUUUUGGGGGAAGUCGUGGCCUAAUGGUUAGAGGGUCGGACUCCCAAUCGAAGGGUUGUGAGUUCGAGUCUCAGGCCAGCAGGAAUUGUAGGUGGGGGGAGUGCAUGUACAGUGCUCUCUCCACCCUCAAUACCACGACUUAGGUGCCCUUGAGCAAGGGAUCAAACUAGUGUGUGUGUUCACUGCUCUGUGUGUGUGCACCUUGGAUGGGUUAAAUGCAGAGCACGAAUUCUGAGUAUGGGUCACCAUACUUGGCUGAAUGUCACGUCACUCUUGCUGCUGCGUUCUGGAUCAGUUGCAGAAGCUUGAUAGAACAUACAGGAAGGCCCGUAAGAGAGCAUUACAAUAGUCCAGUCUGGAGAGAACAAGUGCUUGGACAAGAAGUUGGGUGACUUGCUCUGACAGGAAGGGUAUAAUCUUCCUAAUGUUGUAUAAGGCAAAUCUGCAGGGCCAGGUGAUUGUAGCAAUAUGGUCUGUGAAGCUUAACUGAUGAUCGAUUGAUCUCCUAGCUUUCUGGUGUUCCUGGAAGGAGUUAUGGUUGACGAACCCAGCCGUAUAGAGAAGUUGUGAUGAAACGAUGGGUAAGCUUGAAUCACCAGGAGUUCUGUCUUAGUAAGGCUGAGCUGAAGGUGAUGGUCCUUCAUCCAGCUAGAAAUGUCUCUCAGACAGGCUGAAAUGUGAGCAGCUACCGUAGGAUCAUCUGGUUGGAAUGAGAAGUAAAGUUGAGUGUCAUCAGCAUAGCAGUGGUAAGAAAAGCCAUGUUUCUGAAUGACAGAUCCUAAUGACGUCAUGUAGAUGAAGAAGAGUGGUCCAAGCACUUAGCCUUGAGGAACCCCAGUAGCAAGAAGUUGUGACUUAGAAACAUCACCUCUCCAAGACACCUUGAAGGACCUACCUGAGAGCGGUUAGAGAUGCUGAUCCUUUUUAGGGUGCACAAGAGAAUCUAGUGGUUAACUGUGUCAAAAGCAGCAGACAGAUCCAGCAUGAUGAAUACUGAGGUUUGGAAGCUGCUCUUGCCAGUCGCAGGGCUUUAGUUAUUUAAAAAGGGGCAGUCUCAGUUAAGUGGCCACUUUUCAAGGCAGCUUGGUUGCUGUCCAGAAGGUUCUGUACUAGAAACAUUGGUUGAACACAACUUGCUCAACUGUCUCAACUAGAAAUGAAUGAAAAAAAGGGAUCUGUAGUCUUCUUAAAGUGCUGGAUUUAGAGACCGUUUCUCAAGCAGUAGGCUUACCUGACCCUGCUUAAAUGCUGUGGGAAAUGUACCAGAGUGAAGAGAAGUGUUAAUAAUGUGAAUAAGUAAAGGUAUGAAUGAAGAAGAAAUGACCUGAAGGAGGUGAGUGGGGAUAGGAUCAAGUGGACAAGUUGUAGGAUGAUUGGAAAGGAUAAGUUUGGAAAAACUUCCAUCUCCAAGAGUGGAGGGAAGAAGGAGAGAGAGUGUAUUUUAUUCGUUAUGAAGUUAUCAUUAGUCUGCAGUGUGGGGAAUUGUUUUUUUAUUUAAAAAACUAAACCUACAUAAAUGUUUAAAAACUACACAUAAAUAUAAAUUAAAUUAAAACUUAGGAGUUAAAUAAGAACUGUACUGCUAAGUACAAUACAUUUGUUAUUUAAUCACAGAUUUUAAGAGUUUUAUUUAAAAUCUUUUAAUAUUUAAGUUUUAUUUACCUGAACGUAGGCACAGAGCGGUGUUAAUGUUCAAACUGUGUAUUUUACAAUGUUAAAAGUGGAUGACAAUAAUAAAUAGUCUUAUUAGGAAUAUUUUUUUUAAAGGGGUCAUAUGAUGCAAUUUCAAUUUUUCCUUUCUCUUUGGAGUAUUCCAAGCUCUUGGUGUAUAAAGAAGAUCUGUAAAGUUGAUAUUCUUUAUAAAAAUUAAGAGUCAACCACACACCCCUAAAACGGCUCCGUCAAACUCGUUCUAUCAUGAUGUGAGAAGAUUUACAUAAUGCCACUCAAAAGUUCACGCAAAGAAAAAAGGCAUAACUUUUUUUUAUCUCUAUUGCAGCUGCCGUCAUGUCGUGGAGUCAAUGUGUGUUUCAUUGUGAAAGCGAAACUACUUGUUUGUCCUUCCAAAAGAGGACAAGACUAAAAAUCAUUGGUUAAGUUGUGUUUCAACACUUUUCCAGAACAGUCCAUCCCAAAUAUUCAGAUGUGUGCAGUGUAUUUUAUGAAGGAGGAGGACUGUUUCCUGAAAGAAUGGCCUGCAGUGUGUCUGUGGCACAACUGCUGUUUCUAUAAAGUGGGGCAGUUCAAACUUUGCAAGGACAGUCUGGCGCUUCUGACUCAGCCUGUAAGUACCAUAUUUAUAUGUAAAUAAUUUGCCAUAAUGAUUAAAGCAUGAGUUUUUAGCAGUGUAGAGUAGGUUUGUUUCUUGUUACUCAGAUCAGAAAUGCAGAAAUGCUUUUAUGGUUACGCAGCGCAAUACCCAACGCAACGCGUAAAAAGACCGUAUAAGUCAUUAUAAUCUGUAAUUAUGUGCCUAAUGGAUGCAAAAAUGUCUCGUUUGUCAUGGGGUUUGUUGAUUUCGUCUUGUCUAGUGAUGUCCAGAGCGCGAACAAGUUUUUCCAUUUAACCAGAUCUUCUUAGAGAACCGGUUGAACCGGUUCACCAAAUCGAACUGAAUCUUUUGAAACUGUUCAUGUCUCCAGUACGCACUAAUCCACAAAUUACUUAAGAAAUUACACUCCCUCUGACGAGAAAUAAACCAAUAUCCCGAGUUAUUCAGUUACUCCUAACAGUACAUUGACUGAACUGCUAAAAGAGAACCGAUGAUGGGAUGUGUACAAGCAGAGCAGCUGGACUGAGUCUCGUGCUGCUAAAAACAUCCCACCUCUCCACCUUAAAUAACACAUCAAUUUGCUACCUGCUUUUAUUUAAUUUAAAUGUCAAAUUAAAAUUUGGUUUAUUUGCUAUCUGCUUUUGUAUAAUUCAGUGGUUUUGUGGUGUUAUGCAUUAUACAAAUACAGAUUUUUAUCAGCUGUAAAUACAGUAAAUAAUGCUUACAUCUGUACAUAAACCUUGUAAUUUCUAAUGUAAGUUACUUUAUUAUAUAUAUAUAUAUAUAUAUAUGUAUGUGUGUGUGUGUGUGUGCAUUUAUUUAUUUUACGUAUGUGUUUUAUGUUAUUCUUUCUCUCGUGUUAUAUAUGUUUGUACCCAGAGCUCCUGGAAACCAAAACUAAUUCCUUGUGUGUUUGUGAAAACUUAGUGAAUAAAGCUCAUUCUGAUCUGAUUCAGUGAAAGUGA